AUGGCUCGCAUUCAAGACUUUCAGGGUAUGCAAUACUCCCGCACCGGCGACGAGCUCGAACAGCAGGAUUACGCCUUCUUCAACCAGCAGUAUGCCACCUCCACCUACCAGAAGGACCACGACAUGAACCCGGACCUCAUCGUCCGGCCAAAGCAUGACGAGGACGUCAUCAGGGCCGUCAACUGGGCCCGCGAGAACAAGGUCGCCGUCGCCGUCAAGAGCGGCGGCCACCAGUACAGCGGCGCCUCCUCUACCGGCGGCAAAAACAUCCAGGUCGACCUCAGCAACACCUACAAGGACCUGAUGGUCUUGCGACCCAAGGAGCCCAUCGCCGACGACAGGGCCCUUGUCUACAUCGGCGUCAGCACCACCAUGAUGGACCUCAACAAGUAUCUCAAGCACAACAAGCUCUUCGUCCCGACCGGGCAGUGCGCCUACGUCGGCGUCGGCGGACACGGCCAGACCGGCGGCUACGGGCAGCUCGGUCGCAGCUUCGGCCUCUUCGGCGACCACAUCAGGACCAUCCGCCUUGUCUGCCACGACGGUGUCAUCAGGGACAUCACCAAGCUGAACGAUCCCGAGCUGUUCUACGCCCUCCUCGGCGGUAGCCCGGGCAACUUCGGUAUCAUCACCCACUACAUCGUCGAGGUGUACAAAUCCAAGAGCUACGUCGGUACCGUUGCCGGACCAAACGGCUUCAAGGGCCCCCACGGUAUCAAGGCACUCUGGAUCUACUCCAAGGAGGUCCUCACCCGGCUGCUCACCACCAUUGCCGAGAUGGCCGACGACCCAACCUUCCCGCGCGGGUUCGACCUCUGCGUCAGCGUCAUCAGCACAGAGUUCCCCAUGGCCACCCUGUUCAAGGAGCUCAACGACGCCAGCGUCUGGGAUCGCGUCCAGGACAAGAUCAGGAACGCCUUGGAGGACAAGUUCCUUAAGCUCCUCAACGGCAAGUUUCCGGCCUCCAUCAUCCUCUACGCACAGUGGUGCCCGACCAGCAAGGGCGACAAGUACGACGCCCGCGUCGACGCCUGGUUCAACAAGUUCCGGGAGCUCAAGGGCCUGCUGGAGAACGAGAGCCUGCAGUUCGGCGAGUUCGACAUGGAAAUGUCCGACAUGACGGGCCAGUGGCUCUUCCCGCGGGCGCGCGAGUUCGACCUCCCCUACGUCAAGCGCACCUACGCGACCAAGUCGACGACGCUGGGCCGCGACAACUGGGUCAGCGCCGUCGUCGACCGCAUCGACCUCAUCUACAACCCGGAGCAGUACCUCCGCGGCCACGCCGGCGAGAAGGCCUUUGAGCGCUUCAUGCGCUGCAAGCUCUCGGUGCAGAUCCAGUGCUUCGGCGGCGCCGAGUCGCGCUUCUUCGCCAACAGGGGCAACGGCACCUCGUACAGCUGGCGGGACUCGUCCGUCGUCCAGACGCUGGACUGCUUCCACAACCCGGACGAGGAGUCCAGGCGGUACGCCCUGGAGUGGCAGAACAAGAACGACGCUGUCAUGAUCGGGCCGCGCAGCCCGUUCAGCAAGCAGGACAGACGGGUCCUCUGGGGGUCCUACGGGGACUGGAACCUGGGCGACGAGAGUGUGUGGAAGACGUACUACGAGGACGAGGAGAAGUACAACAGACUUGGGAGGGUCAGGGCCAGGGCCGACCCCAACGGCACCUUUACGGCAAACCCAUUUGCUGUCACCGCGGCUGGUAGCAAGAAGUGA
Molecule: messenger RNA, 1716 nt
Organism: Colletotrichum destructivum
Lineage: Eukaryota; Fungi; Ascomycota; Sordariomycetes; Glomerellales; Glomerellaceae
Product: Putative oxygen oxidoreductase covalent FAD-binding, FAD-binding domain, PCMH-type
Exons: 1
Coding region: 1-1716 (571 amino acids)
Molecular function (GO): oxidoreductase activity; FAD binding
Source: RefSeq, a predicted model, not a curated record